Messenger RNA from Gopherus evgoodei (Goodes thornscrub tortoise), 1253 nucleotides. RefSeq names its product zinc finger protein 79-like. The record is from RefSeq and is a predicted model, not a curated record. Lineage: Eukaryota; Metazoa; Chordata; Testudines; Testudinidae. Bases 1 to 1236 code for a protein of 411 amino acids. Gene Ontology annotation, biological process: negative regulation of transcription by RNA polymerase II. The transcript has 6 exons. Gene Ontology annotation, molecular function: DNA-binding transcription repressor activity, RNA polymerase II-specific.
AUGAGCGUGACGUUGGGCGGGAGAGAAGAAGCCGAGUUGCGAACUCGCGCGGGGCCGUUGGAGCCUCUCCCGGGGCCGGAGAAAAGCUACAGAAUAACGUCCACAUUUGCUCCAGAUCAUCCCAUCCUCUCAGGGGAAAGAAAUGGCUGCGAUGGAGCUGGCUCAGUAGGGUUUCCAGUUUCGAAACCUGAUGUGAUCUCGCAGCUAGAACGAGGGGAAAAGCCAUGGGUCCCAGACCUCCAGGGCUCUGAGAAAGAAGUGCUCCUGAGAGCUGCCUGCACAGGGAGUGACCUAUGUCUGGAUUGUCUCUGUCUCCCAUCAGGUGAUGGGAAGGUGAGUGAGAAUGAGGAGAAACCCCAGCAGGAAGAUGCUGAGCAAGUAGAACCAGAUGGGACAUUAUCAGGAAGAUCCAAAGGGAAUGUUUUAGGGAGUUGUGCACUCCCAGAAAAAGCAAAAGCCUGUGAGACUCAGCAGAGGCCAGAGGAAAAUUUCAGUAGCCACUCAGACCUUGUAACAAGCGACAGAAUCAACUUGGAAGAGACACGCUACACAUGCCAUAAGUGUGGGAAAAGCUUCAAUGGGAGCUCAGACCUUUUGACACAUCAGAGAAUUCACAGGGGAGAGAAACCUUACAAGUGUUCUGCGUGCAGAAAACACUUCAAUCGGCACUCUGCCCUUAUCACACAUAGGAGAAUCCAUACGGGUGAGAAACCUUAUGGAUGUUCUGAGUGCGGGAAAUGCUUCAAUCGAAGCUCUGCCCUUAUCACACAUAGGAGAAUCCACACGGGUGAGAAACCUUACGGAUGCUCUGAGUGUGGGAAAUGCUUUAUUGAUAGUUCAACCCUCAUCUCACAUCGUCGAAUCCACACAGGAGAGCAGCCCUACACAUGCUCUGAGUGUGGGAAAAGCUUUUGUUGGCACUCACACCUUAUCACACAUCGUAGAAUCCACACAGGAGGGACGCCUUACACAUGCUCUGAAUGUGGGAAAAGCUUCAAUCAGCACACUCAGCUUAUCACACAUAUUAGAAUCCACACAGGAGAGACACCCUACACGUGCUCUGAGUGUGGGAAAAGCUUCAGUCGGAGUUCACACCUUAUCACGCAUCAGAGAAUCCACACAGGAGAGAAACCCUACACGUGCUCGGAGUGUGGGAAAUGCUUCAAUCGGAGCUCAAACCUUAUUAGACAUCAGACAAUCCACAUGAGAGAGAACUGUAAUAAAUGUCUUGACUAGGGCUGGUCAAAAGAUUU